AUGACGCUGCUGACGAGUGCCUCCGUGCGCACGACCUCGGCCACAAAGGCAGAGACGACGGCCAAAGCCUUAGCCGACAGCUCUAAGAUCUGGGGCGAAUUCCUACUUGAACCGCCGGAAGGGAUGCAGAGUGGCACCAUGUCCCGCAUCCGAAUGAAGAGAAUACAAGUGAUCAUCAUCGUCGCCGCGACAACGCUGUUUCUCGGCUGCGCAUCCCUGCUGAUAUUUCUCCUGUGGGCCUUUUCUCAACCCACGAUAAAGUUCUGCAACACGCCCGAUUGUCUAACGCACAUUCUCGAGCUUCAGGGGGCCAUGAACACCAGCGUCAAACCAUGCGAAGACUUUUACAAGUUCACGUGCGGCUCUUGGAAGCCGAAGGAUAAAGAGAGGUCCAUGGUGGCGCGAGUCUUCGAUGAAUCGACCAUAAACGCCAUCAAAGAGAUGGAGGAGGGUUCCAGCGACAAAGCCGUGGUGCCGAAGGCCCUGGAAUACUUUAGGAGCUGCAUCCGUGAACGCGACCUGAUGCCGGCCGAGGUCGAAGUGUUCAUGAAGUUCAAGCAUCAGCUCGGCUUAUUCUGGCCGGAGCAGCCGCAAGUGGCCAUAGACGCCCUGCUGCCGUUGCUGAACAUGACCAUCACGUGGAACAUCAACCUCCUCUUCCACCUCCGGGCGCUGCCCGCCUACAAACGGAGGCCGCAGACGCUGUACAUCAGGCGAGGUAUAUUGAACACCAAGUGGUUGGAUCCCACGUGGACGCCACUAACAUUCGCCGAAGCCGUCAGAUCGCACUGCCGCCUACUCGGGGUCGAGGCGCCGUCCUCCUCUAGCAUCCAGGAACUCAAGAACACAGUGGAGGACAUUAUAAACGCCGCACUCAAGGUCCCGCCGGACGCGACGAGCGACACGCAGUUCAAGCUCAAGGAGAUCGAGCUGCUGAUGCCCAAGCGGGCCGACGACUGGCUCAAGCACCUGAACAUCCUGCACAGUCCCCAGUUCACGUGGACGCUAGACAGCCCCGUCGCUCUGGAAGACGACGCGAUACUGCAGAACAUAUACACGCUGCAGCAGAAGUACAGGGACAAGAAGCAGACGCUCCUGGAAGGCUUCGCGUUCGUGUUCGUUCGGACGACCCUGUGGCUAUUCGCGGGGAAACCCGAGAUCCGAUACGGGACCGACCCCGAGGUGAACCGCAACAUAUGGAAGCGGGCUUGCCUCUCGUACACGACCGCAAACUUCGGUCUUCUCGUCGCGGCCAAGCACAUCUACUCGCGCUACACCCCAACCGUGCGUGCCGACCUCGAGCGUUUCCACAACAGCAUCCAAGGUGCGCUCAAGGAGCAGCUGCAAGACGCCGCGUGGAUCGACGAAACCAUUAAGAAUAGGGCGACCGUCAAAAUAGACGAGCUGACGCUCAACGCGAUGCCGGAGGAGAACUUCUUCACCGAUGUCAAUCUGGCUCGGCUGUACCGGGACUUCCCCAUUAUCGGCCCGUCGUUCAUAAGGAACUACAUCGACGUAGCCGCCGCCUACCGACUUCUCAUCGGCCACGAUAGCUUCAUUAGCGUGUACUCCAAACGGCUUGGCGGCGGCGCGCCGAGCCGAUAUAACUACUACUACAACAUCGCCUAUAUGUCGCUUGGUGCCAUGGAGCCUCCGAUACUAUACCUGCACGGCACCAUGGCCAUGAUGUACGGCAGCUUCGGCACCCUAAUCGCCGAGUGCUUGGUUCGCUCGUUCGACAAGAGAGGCGUCCUCGUCAACGACUUGGGAAAAAGGGAGCACUGGUGGGACUCGCCGGCUUACACGCAGCGUAUCGGCUGCGACUUGUUACCUGACUCUAAGACCGGUGGCGGUCAAGGCGGUGUCCCCACUACGCUGCCACCCGGCAGCCGCGAUCCCCGGGAGGUUCGCUUCUCGGCCCUGUUCCCGUUGGCGCCGGCGCUGACGACGUCGUUCAUCGCGCACCGCAAGGCCAUCGCCACGGAUGGGUACGUCCAACGGCGCCUGCACGGUCUUGACGACUUCGACGACGACCAGAUCUUCUUCCUGAGCUACUGCCUCACGACGUGCGCCGUCGACAGCGCCGGCGACUCGUGCAACGUGCCGCUGCGACAGAUGGACAGGUUCGCCAGUGCCUUCCAGUGCGAACCCGACACACCAAUGAACCCGCAGAAAAAGUGCACGUUUUUCUAG
Messenger RNA from Rhipicephalus sanguineus (brown dog tick), 2193 nucleotides. Its product is annotated as neprilysin-1. Gene Ontology annotation, molecular function: metalloendopeptidase activity. Gene Ontology annotation, cellular component: plasma membrane. NCBI's taxonomy places the organism in Eukaryota, Metazoa, Arthropoda, Arachnida, Ixodida, Ixodidae. The coding region runs from base 1 to 2193 and encodes 730 amino acids. The transcript has 3 exons. The record is from RefSeq and is a predicted model, not a curated record. Gene Ontology annotation, biological process: protein processing.